This is a messenger RNA of Ambispora gerdemannii, 960 nucleotides long. The record is from the annotation of a GenBank genome assembly. Lineage: Eukaryota; Fungi; Glomeromycota; Glomeromycetes; Archaeosporales; Ambisporaceae.
AUGGGUAAAACCAAUAAAAGCAGUUUUGAACCUUUCGCCAAUAAUUUACCCACUACCCCGCGUCAUUCAAUGAUGACAAUAGUCGACUCUUCAAUCAAACAAAAAUCAAUUUCUCGAAAAAAUCGCACACGCAAUGAAAUUCCAUUAAAUUUCGAUCCGACUAUAGUUUACAAACCACGUUUUUGUCUUCAAGCUCUUAUUAGCACCUCGAAAAAACGCCAUUCAAUUGAUAAGCCUCCUCGCUCACCAAACUCUUUCUUUCUUUUUAAGAACUGCCUGUUGCUCGAAUUAUGGGAACUAGAUUUGAGGCCCGCCAUGCCCACAGUCUGUAAACUGGCAAAGAACUUGUGGAAAAAUGCGCCACAAGAAGCUAAAGAGUUAUAUGAUAGUCUUUCCACGGAAGCUCUUAGAAUUCACCAUUCGAUGUACCCGAAUUAUAAAUUCCAGCCAAAAAGACCAGAGGCUUCAAAAAAUAACAAAUAUAUUACAAACACCGCUGCUGGAAUGACAACGACUUUUAGCAUUAAUCCCGUUUAUCCGAUAAUAACUGUUUCUUCGGCAAAUGAAUCGCAACAAUCGGUUUCUAACUUUGACGGCGGAUUGUCUGAUGUAUCUUAUACUUCGCCAAUCACACCAUCGAUACCUUCUCCAUUGUCUCUACCAGUAAAUGAACAAGAAUUAGAUUUCAAUCCAAUAUGGUUGGCUCCUGAAGCCGAAAAUUCACAUCAUAUAUACAAUAACAUAGCACCAACUUAUAAUUUCGAUUUUACCAUUUCGGAAAAUCCAGAAUAUAACGGGAUCGAAUUCAUUCAGAAUCCUUUUACGAACGAUGAUCAAUUCUUUAAAUUUUUAGAAGCAAAUUUUAAUAGUCCUAGCAAUUCACCAUUUGAACUUUUUUCUGAUUUUGAAAAUUUUCAACCAUUUAAUAAUUUCGUUAGUGUUGAUGAAUUGCUCAAUUAG